Molecule: messenger RNA, 1923 nt
Organism: Prunus dulcis (almond)
Lineage: Eukaryota; Viridiplantae; Streptophyta; Magnoliopsida; Rosales; Rosaceae
Product: programmed cell death 6-interacting protein-like
Exons: 6
Coding region: 676-1653 (325 amino acids)
Source: RefSeq, a predicted model, not a curated record
AUCACCAAAACGCCCUUACAGUUCUCCUUUCACUUCCACGAAAUAAAAAUCCCCGACCGUUCCCGUCCCGCCACAUAACCGCACCACCGCCGAGCCUCGUCGGCUCAUCACCUCACUCUAAUUUAAUCUCACCGGCAGAAAAAUCACAGCUUCCGUGCUACUGUCAUUUGUAGUUCCGAUUGCACCAUGGAGCGGAGAAAGCCACAGACGUGUCUGACAUUUAGAACGAGGAUGACCUCGACGAGUAGCCCGACGAGGUGAUCGAAUCAGCGCCACCUCUCAAAGUCGACGAAGAGAGAGAGCUCGGUAGCUCUGGCCUCAAGAAGAAGCUCCUCAAGCGCGGCCAUGGCUACGAAACCCCGAGCUCGGUGACGAAACCACUGUACACUACGGUGGAACUCUGCUUGAUGGGACGAAGUUCGAGUCGACCAGAGACUGAGACGAGCCUCUCACCAUUAAGCUCGGUGAGGGUGGAGUGGUGAAGGGUUUGGACCAUGGCGUGGUCUCUAUGAAGAAGGGAGAGAUUGUAUUGUUCACAUUGCCUGCUGAGCUGGGCUAUGGUGUUGUUUGUGGGGGUGGCUCUGUUGUGCCGUCCAACGCUGUUGAGCAAAGAUGGUGGGAUUGUGAAGAAGAUUAUCGAGAAAGGAGAGGGGAACGUGCAGCCUGGUGAUUUGGAUGAAGUUCUUGUCAAGUAUCGGGUGGCGUUGUUGCAGAGACACCAGAAGAAGGAAUUUAAUUCUACGUGAAAGAUGGCCAUUUUUGUUCAGCAUUGCCAAAAGCUAUCAAGACAAUGAAAAGGGGAGAGAAGGGCAGAUUAAUUAUUCAACCUCAGUAUGCACUUGGUGUGGAGGGGAGGGAUGCAAACAAUGGGUUUCAUUCUGUUCUGUCCCUCCAAGUUCUGUGCUGAACAUUGAUCUGGAGUUGGCGUCUUUCAAGCUUGUUAUUUAUGUUACUGGUGAUGCCAAGGUAAUAAAGAAGGUCUUGAAAGAAAGGGAAGGUGCGUGGUUUGCUAAUGAAAGUACAAGUGUUGCUGGUAAGUUAAUUGAGGAAGUCUUCUAUCUCUUCUCUAUGGCUAAUUCAAUUCCCCUUUCAGUGCGAAUCACACUGACCAUCACCACUACUCUCCUUGUCAUGCUACUGCAUGCAUAUGCUUCACCAGUUGUACUAGCAGCAGCAGUGUCCAAAGACGAAACAACCUGCACAAUGUGUGAUGAGUGUCACGACCCAUGCGCUGUGCCAUCGUCACCACCGCCACCAUCACCCGUUAUCAAAGAAUGCCCACCACCUCCUGCACCGCCUUCUCCACCACCUCCUUCUCCACCACCGCCAGCUCUCCCUGAAUGCCCACCACCACCACAACCACCCAUACAAGUGCUUCCUCCUCCUUGUGACGUUUGCGGCGGAACCCCCUCCUCCUCUUCUCCUCCUCCUCCAGGGGCAGAUGUGCCCUCAUUAUUGCCGGACCGGCCGCCGUUGCCACCCUAUGUUCCAGGCAACCCAAUGGCCCCACCCCUUUAUCCUACAGAUAUUUUUAGUCCUCCACAACGCCCUUAUCCUUCUAAAUCGGUUCAUUCGAGAAUGCACUCCUCCUGCUCCACUCUUGCUUCCAUAUUUGUCUUGUUCACUUCAAGUUGCUUCUUCUUCUUCUUCUAGGUAAGUAGGUAACAAAUAACCGUCGGCAAGUAGCUAGCUAGCUAGUUCAGUACUGAUACUGCUCUCUCUCUCUCUCCCCUUAGCUAAGCUAUUCUUUUCUUUUGUAAUAAGGCCUUCUUCACUGAAGCGCGAUUAGCUGUAGUGUGUAAUAUUAAUGUGUUUCCCCCUCUUUAAACAUAUUAUAUAAUUCAUUCCUUUCUGAUGUAACUUUUCAUUUCAUGAUGCCCUUCAUCGCGUUAUUAUAUGAAUAAAUCAGUAUUUAACGUUUUA